Molecule: messenger RNA, 1158 nt
Organism: Salvelinus fontinalis (brook trout)
Lineage: Eukaryota; Metazoa; Chordata; Actinopteri; Salmoniformes; Salmonidae
Exons: 3
Coding region: 25-975 (316 amino acids)
Source: RefSeq, a predicted model, not a curated record
UCCAAGUGGUUGAUUUUUUAGGGAAUGACUAUAUGCUCUAUAUUAUACCUGCAGAUCAUCACAGCAGCCGAAGUUGCGGUGCAGAGGGAGGAGAUCCUUCAAGCAUCAGGCCUCAUCUCGUCACAGAGGGAGGGGAUCCUCCAAACAGACAGUGUCCCUGUACAGAGGGAGUGGAUUCUCUCAGCAGCUAGCAUCCUCCGAACAUCAGGCCUCAUCCCUGUAAAGAGGGAGGGUACCCUCCAAACAGCCAGUGUCCCUGUACAGAGGGAGGGGGUUCUCUCAGCAGCUAGCAUCACUGCGCAGAGGGAGGAGAUCCUCCGAGCGUCAGGCCUCAUCCCUGAAGAGAGGGAGGACAUCCUCCUCACAGACAGUGUCUCUGCACAGAGGGAGGGGAUUCUUCCAACAACUACUGUCACUGUGCGAAAGGAGAAGAUCCUCAGAGCAUCAGGCCUCAUCAAUGCACAAAAGGAGUUGAUCCUCCUGAAGGCCAGCGUCCCUGCACACAGGGAGUGGAUCGUCCCAAAGGCUAGUGUCCCUGCAGAGAGGGAGGAGAUCUUCCUCACAACCACUCUGAAGAGUGGACACAAUCAUCCACAACCACCUCCCAUCAUCCCCAUGGUGGCACCACUGUGGAAAUGGGAUGGUGGAGCAUGUACUCCACCUGUGGAUUUCUAUUCCAAGAGAAGAGAUGUCCAACUUAGAUAUGUUGAGCAUCUUGCUAUGAUGUCCAUCACCAAGCCGGAACACUCCGAGGCCAACCCUCAGUGCCAGACUGGCAGCCGGCCGGUGGCUGAGCCCGAGACCCCUGCCGUUCACAAUAACAGUGGAGGCUGGCUCAGCUGGGUCUUUGGGAGUGGAAGAGUUAAUAAGGAGGAGGUUCAUCUACCUGAGGACAAAGACAGAUCUAUUGUCUCGGAUCCAACUCUGCACAGAUGGGUUAACAAAACUGAGCCCAAGGCUGAGGUACACACUUAAAUUCAAUGAAAUUAAAAACAGUGAACAACCAUUGUAUUUUAACUGUGAUAAUAUUACUAACAAUUUGGAAAAUGUGUUGAUGUUUUUUACAGAACAAGUGUGUACCACCACCUCCACCGAUGGGGACAUAUGGAUAUCAGGGGAACACUGGCAGUGUCCCCAAAGGAGUGAAUCCUUACUCUA